Triplophysa rosa is the source of this 1967-nucleotide messenger RNA. RefSeq names its product C1GALT1-specific chaperone 1 (gene c1galt1c1). Bases 293 to 1240 code for a protein of 315 amino acids. The record is from RefSeq and is a predicted model, not a curated record. Gene Ontology annotation, molecular function: N-acetylgalactosaminide beta-1,3-galactosyltransferase activity. The transcript has 2 exons. Lineage: Eukaryota; Metazoa; Chordata; Actinopteri; Cypriniformes; Nemacheilidae.
GGAAAGCGAUCUACUGGCUUGUUGUGCUGCACUGCAAUCAGAUUACCUCCAGUAAUCCGAGCUAAAGGAUAUGAAAGAGGACAGGUCAAACUGACUCUAGAACAGAUACUACACUUAAAAGUGGUUUUAUAUUUUCCGGCUGUGAACACGGAACUAGAUGCGACGGUGUCGAGUACGUGUUGCGGACUUGCGAUUGUAAAUUAUAGUAACAGUACGUAUUUAAAUGUGUUGUUUUAGUCUACUGUUGACCACGUUUUGUUAUUAUUACGCUCAUCUGUUGUAAAUAUCCAACAUGAUGUCUGAGGGUUGUUCGUUCAUGAAGGGCAUGUUUCUAGGGGGCAUCUUUUGUCUGGUCAUGUCUCUGUUUGGCACCUUUAGUCCAGGACCCCAGGGUGACGGUCAUCUCCACCAUCAUCUAAAACCUGUUAGCAAAGAUGAACUUCAAAAGUUAUCUGAGGCCCAGAUGUAUGACCUCACCCAACAGGUUCGAGUGUACUGUGUCAUUAUGGUGACCCCCAAGCUCCUUGUUUAUUGGGCGACAGCCAAUGAUACCUGGAGCAAACACUGUGACAAAUCUGUGUUCUACACCUCAGAGUCUUCCAAAGCUCUAGAGGCAUUGGACCUACAGGAGGAUGAUGAGUGGGCUAGGCUACGCAAAGCCAUCACACACGCCUAUGAGAAUGCUGGAGACCUGCGCUGGUUCUUCGUGGCCCGGCCCACCACUUUUGCAAUUAUUGAAAACCUGAAGUAUUUGGUAUUAGAGAAAGACCCGAGCCAGCCCUUUUACAUUGGCCGCACUGAAAAGUCUGGAGAGCUGGAGUAUGUGGAAUAUGACGGUGGGAUUGUGUUGAGUUAUGAGGCGAUGAAGAGGCUGGUGGAGAUAUUCAAAGAUGAGGAGAAAUGUCCAGCGCGAGGCCAUGCCUUGUGGAAGAUGUCGGAAGAGAAGCAGCUCGCCACAUGUUUGAAAUACAGUGGAGUGUUUGCCGAAAACGGCGAGGAUGCACAAGGCAAAUCUCUUUUUAACAAGAAAAGCGUUACCUCUAUGAUUUCUGACAGCAUGGGCAAAAACCCAAAUGAUGUCGUGGAGUCCUGUUGUUCUGAUUUGGCGAUUACCUUUGGUGGCAUGCCUGCAGGCCAGAUGCAGGUCAUGAUGUAUGGUGUCUACAGACUUCGUCCUUAUGGACACGAUUUUCACGAUUCUUUGACAUUUUUGCCUCCUAAAGACUCGGACAAUGACUAAUUCACUUUAUGAUUUGGUGUUUACUGUGUUACACAGGGUUCAAAGAAUGUUGAUCUUAAUGUGUCAUUUUUACACUAGGUGCAGGGGUAAAGAUUUGCAGUAUGUACUUUAUUUUGUAUUAUGUGCUUUGAAGGUGGUUGCUGGUAUAUAAGCUGAGGGGUUUUCUUCUGUGUUCUGGCUAAAUCGAAACCUAAUCACUAUUACCAAAAUCAGUAAGAAAAUGGAAGUUGUUAAAUUAAACAUAAGGGGUUAAAAACGGAUAAUUUUGAGCACUGAAUGAAAAUGAAUCCUUGGUUUUAAGAUUUAUUUGCAGUAUGAUGCAAAGUGAAACGCUUCAGAUGUGUAAUUUAUGCACAUGGAACUUGCAUUUACCCAUUAAAAUGUAUUUAAUGACAAACUGGAAGUUGUUCCUGCUGUAUGACAGGAGCUCUUUGAUCCAGCUAUGUUAAAUUGUUUUUUACAUUUACUUUUCUUUUGAUAGUGAAAUGGCAAGAAGGACAGUCUAAAGAUUUCAAGGCUUUCCACACUGGAUGCGCGAUACGUUACAACAAAUGCUUCGUUUUUAAUGGGCUUGCCGCAUCAUUCGUGCCUGGUGUAGACAGGGUGAUAUCUGUUUUUGUUUGGAAUUGUACUUUGUUGAAGUUUAGGGAAGUUCUUGCACGACAAACUGCACAGCAUUUACACUGUUUGAACUAGUAAAAUUUUGGAAUUAUAUUUUAUUUUUUGA